Molecule: messenger RNA, 2161 nt
Organism: Camellia sinensis
Lineage: Eukaryota; Viridiplantae; Streptophyta; Magnoliopsida; Ericales; Theaceae
Product: protein HOTHEAD
Molecular function (GO): flavin adenine dinucleotide binding; oxidoreductase activity, acting on CH-OH group of donors
Source: RefSeq, a predicted model, not a curated record
GAAGGCCAACCACAGAUAGCCAGCUCAGGAAGAGUUGAAGGGGAGAAGUGUUUCUCUCUCUCUCUCUCUCUCUCUCUCUCUCUCUAAAUCUGGGGGUGAUCAGGUCAUUGUCUGACUCUCAAUGGCUUUGGUUGGGGAGCUGUUUCUCUGUCUACUUCUUCUAUGGCUCUAUGCUCUCACUUUCUGUCAAGCGAAGCAAAAUUGGGAAAAUCAAUACCCAUUCAUCAAGCGUGCAAGUUCUUUUCCAUCAUCAUCAUCAUCAUCAUCAACUACAUCGAGCGGUGGCGAUAAGGCCUACGAUUACAUAAUCAUAGGGGGUGGCACAACAGGGUGCCCGCUAGCUGCCACCCUUUCUAGAAACUUCAGUGUGUUGUUGCUUGAGAGAGGAGGUGUCCCUUUUGUAAACCAAAAUGUAACCAACUUGAAGAACUUCCACCUCACUUUGGCCGAUACUUCACCAAGCUCAGCUUCCCAAGCUUUUAUUUCCACCGAUGGAGUGUUUAAUUCUAGGGCUAGGGUUUUGGGUGGAGGCACUUGCAUCAAUGCUGGCUUCUACACUAGAGCUAGCACAAGGUAUGUUAGAAAAGCAGGAUGGGAUGCUAAGUUAGUGAAUGAGUCAUAUCCAUGGGUUGAGAAGCAAAUUGUGUACCAGCCAAACCUUGUGCCAUGGCAGAUAGCGGUUAGAGACAGUCUUUUAGACGUCGGGGUUUCGCCUUUCAAUGGAUUUACGUAUGAUCAUGUGUACGGAACUAAGGUUGGCGGUACCAUCUUCGACAAGUAUGGUGGCCGUCACACUGCUGCUGAGUUACUUGCUUCCGCAAGCCCUGAAAAGCUUGAUGUUUUGAUUCAUGCUACGGUUCAAAAGAUAGUUUUUGACACAACAGGAAAGAAACCAAGGGCAGUCGGAGUAAUCUUCAACGACGAAAAUGGUAACCAACACCAAGCAAUUCUAGCAAAUGGGUCAGGAAGCGAAAUCAUAGUGUCGUGUGGAGCCAUUGGCAGCCCCCAACUGCUGCUACUGAGUGGCAUCGGACCAAAAGCCGAGCUUCAAAAGCAGAACGUAUCGGUGGUGGUAGACAACAAGUUCGUCGGAAAAGGGAUGUCGGACAACCCACUCAACACAUUGUUCAUACCAUUUAAUAGGCCAGUUGAGCAGUCAUUGAUACAAACUGUGGGGAUUACUAAAAUGGGUGUUUACAUUGAGGCUAGCAGUGGCUUUGGGCAGUCCCAGGAUAGCAUUCGCUGCAACCAUGGAAUUUUAUCGGCCGAGAUUGGGCAACUCUCCACCAUUCCCCCAAAGCAAAGAACUAAAGAAGCCAUAGAAGCCUACAUCAAAAGCAAGAGAGACCUUCCACAUGAAGCAUUCAUGGGAGGUUUCAUUCUAGAGAAAAUAGCCCGGCCUAUCUCCACUGGUGAGCUCAGCCUCAUCAACACCGAUGUCAACAACAACCCCUCCGUCACCUUCAACUACUUCAGCCACCCUUAUGACCUACAGCGUUGCGUUGAUGGCAUUCGUAUGGUAGAGAAGCUCGUGAGCUCAAAACACUUCGUGAACUUCACUCAACACGACAAACUGACCGUGGAUAAGCUGAUUAACAUGAGUGUCAUGGCUAAUAUUAACCUCAUACCCAGACACACCAAUGAUACAGAGUCCUUGGAACAGUUUUGCAAAGACACUGUCAUUACUAUUUGGCACUACCAUGGUGGUUGUCAUGUUGGUAAGGUUGUUAGCCCAGAGUACAGCGUUCUCGGGGUUCAUAGCCUCCGUGUCAUUGAUGGCUCAACAUUUAGUGAAUCGCCUGGUACUAAUCCUCAAGCCACUUUGAUGAUGCUGGGCAGGUACAUGGGAGUGAAGAUUUUGAGAGAGAGACUAGGAAGAUCAGCUGAUACAUAAAGACUUGAAAAGAAAAGCUAAGUAGAAGCACAACAGGAGCAGCAUAUGUGUGUGUGUGUGUGUGUGUGUGUGUUUUGUAAUGGUGGAAAGUGUUUUGGUUGUUUUAAUUUCUUAGCAAGCAGUUAAAUGUGUAGAGAUAUAGGUCAGCUUGCCCACAUAUCAAUAUGUUUCCAAAUCUGUUUUAUCCACUACAUGUAGUCUCAGCUAUUUAACAUUAGAUAUAUAUAUAUAUAUAUAUGUAUCACCUGUUGGCAUCUUCCACCCACA